Messenger RNA from Pyricularia pennisetigena, 636 nucleotides. RefSeq lists its product as uncharacterized. Bases 1 to 636 code for a protein of 211 amino acids. Lineage: Eukaryota; Fungi; Ascomycota; Sordariomycetes; Magnaporthales; Pyriculariaceae. The record is from RefSeq and is a predicted model, not a curated record. The transcript has 3 exons.
AUGGCUGGCUUAGCCAGGUCCAUCAACGGCGAACAAGCGGUUGCCGUGACAAAAUCAGCACCGGAUGCCUCGGGAACUCUCAACAGUCUUGCGGAAAAUGCCCUGACUGAGCUUGGUAUCAGUCGUGCUCUCGUGGAGGACGCAUAUGCCUGCACCCCGGUGCAGGAGGGCAUACUGCUUGCCUGCAUUCGCCAACCUCUUUGUCGGCAUGGCGCUCUCUUGUUCGCCGUCAUCCCACGCUCCGAACUAUCUUUGGUUCCCGGAGGUGGCAGUGGAUCGGCAUUCAGGGAAGAAAAAAAAAAUGGCGUCACCAUCCCGACAUUGAUGCAGGCCGCCUGGGCCACGGUCCUCCGCACCUACACGCAGACCGGAGACGUCUGCUUUGAAUAUUUGGCCUCGGGUCGUGACGAGCCGGCGAAUUCCACGGCGGUACCGUUUGCAUUUCCGUCCGAAGAGGCUCGUAUCAACGGCCUCGUCGGCGUUAUGAACGCCAUGAACUUUGAAGAAUAUAUCACGCCCCCGCCCAGUGUGAAUCCGGAAGACUUUAUUGGCACAGCCGUACCACCUCCCGUAACCACUGCGGCCCUCGGGUACCCCAGACAUGGAUUGGCCCGUGUUGUUGUAAUGACCCGGUGA